Adineta ricciae is the source of this 1359-nucleotide messenger RNA. Lineage: Eukaryota; Metazoa; Rotifera; Eurotatoria; Adinetida; Adinetidae. The record is from the annotation of a GenBank genome assembly.
AUGUACGAUGUUACUCCAUGUUAUCCAGAUAUUGAUCAAUCAUUGGAUCGUUAUUUUAAGAAAUAUAAAAACAAAUAUUCGAUGUUGUUGAAUUAUCAUCCGAAAAUCGAUUGUAAUCACGGUCGAUAUCUAUUGAUAAACAAUGCUCGAUCAUCACGUGUUUAUCACGGUACAGGAUCAAUUUUAAUGUGGUAUUUAGGUGUGUUGAAUAUCGCGUAUCAACUGAAUUUAACUUUAAUCCAAUUCGAUUGGAUCGCUGAACAUUCUGAUGACGAAAAUAACGUUGAAAGAGAAAAAUAUUGGUUAUUUUCCGAAUGGCAAAUUCCCUAUUCAGCAUAUCAAUCAUGUCCACAGAAUUCUUCGAUAAAAAAGAAUAUUUUCUCUUACAAUUUAAUACCAAAUCAAACAUUAGAUCAACAUCAUCAAGGUAAACAAUCUUUUACAAUCAAAUCUCAUCUACACGAGUCUUUCUCGGCAUUUUUAACAAAUUUAACCAAUGAAAAUGAUGGUUUCACAUUCUAUUCAAGUCAAACAAUCACUAUAACUUCGUCAUUGAUGGAAUUAGGAAUUGUUAUGGAAAUCCGCUGGUGGUUACAACAUCGUAAAUCGUUUCGAUAUCCUUAUGGAGUUUGGGCAGGAAUUUCCAUUCCUUUGCACAAUCAACCAAUCGAUUAUUUUUCUCAUUUAAACCAAAAAUCGCCAAUAAAAUGUCGUUCAAUUGAUUUGAAGAAAAGUUUCUUAAUCGGUGUUCAUAUUCGUCAUGGUGAUGUUGUUAAACGUGAUGCACAAGGUCGAAUUCUCUCGGGUAAUCUUUAUCGUUAUAUUUCUCAUUCUGCUUAUGCACCACUUUUAACAUUUCUAAUCCAAUCUUUACCUAAUGAAAUUCGAAAGAAAUAUUUUCUCACGAUUUACAGCGAAGGUCAUGAAAGUGAUUUUAAUGAUAUUCUGAAUGAAUUGAAAGAAAUUCUUCCGGAAUUACAAUGUCGAAUGUUAUUGAUUUUAAAUGGUCGAACUUCGGAGACAUUUAAUCGUUUGUUACGUGAUGAUAUUUUAAUUCAUGCAUUCAGUACAUUUAGUUUGGCUUCGGGAAUCUUCAAUAGUCGACAAUUAAAAAUUGGACCAAAACAUAAUCAAGGACGAGUUCAUGGAAUGAGAAAUUUUCUUCAAUUAAAUUUAGAUUUUAAUCACACAAAGUUUCAAUUAACGAAUGAGAAACAAAUUUUGAUUCGAAAAAGAAUUCGUUACGUUUGGAAUGAAAAACAAAAGCAAAAAGAAACAUUUGUUCCCUUGUGGACAAAAAGUGGACUUUGUGGAUUAAUUCUUAAUGCGAUUAUUGGACUUUUUCAUCGAAGAAAAUAG